AUGGGUUUUGGAUUGUUGAAUAAGAUUUUUAUUCAAUUUCCAUUGACAUUUUGGGAUGAAAAAUUGGAUAGUAUUUUUAUUGCUUCCAAUCGUUUUUGUCUUUUUCAUUGUCAACCACUUGAUCAUAUGCUUAUUUUAUUUGUUUGUGGUAAUUUAGCACGUGAAUUAGAACAACAAACUGAUGAAGAAAUUAUUGAACAAGUUCUUCAACGUCUUAAACGAAUUUAUCCACAAAUACCAAAACCAAUAAAAUGGUUAGUAACUCGAUGGGGAUGUGAUCCAUUUGCAUACGGAUCAUAUUCAAAUUUUAAGACUGGUGCAACAUAUGAAACUUUAAAAGAAUUAGCAAGAGAAUGUUAUGAUGAUCGAAUAUAUUGGGCAGGUGAACAUACGAAUUAUGAUGGAACUAUUGGAUGUGUUGAUAGUGCUUUUGAAAGUGGUCAUCGUGAAGCUAAACGUAUUUAUGAUAAAUUAAAUAAAAUUUCCAGCUAA
Molecule: messenger RNA, 492 nt
Organism: Rotaria sordida
Lineage: Eukaryota; Metazoa; Rotifera; Eurotatoria; Philodinida; Philodinidae
Source: the annotation of a GenBank genome assembly